This is a messenger RNA of Zophobas morio, 1675 nucleotides long. RefSeq names its product U4/U6 small nuclear ribonucleoprotein Prp31-like. Lineage: Eukaryota; Metazoa; Arthropoda; Insecta; Coleoptera; Tenebrionidae. Gene Ontology annotation, biological process: spliceosomal tri-snRNP complex assembly; mRNA splicing, via spliceosome. Gene Ontology annotation, cellular component: U4/U6 x U5 tri-snRNP complex; precatalytic spliceosome; U4 snRNP. The record is from RefSeq and is a predicted model, not a curated record. The transcript is spliced from 12 exons. Bases 167 to 1675 code for a protein of 502 amino acids.
UUUCUUUGCUCUCACGGAGAAGGGCUAAAAGCCUGUCUAAGAGCUCGUGAUUUUGCGGUUGUUAACCCGAUCGAGCACCAGGGAACGCCCUUUAUAAAUAAACAAAUUAGAGCAAAACUGCACUAACUCUACAAGGGAAUAAAAAUAUUUUAAAGAUUAUUUUACAAUGUCUUUAGCAGAUGAAUUAGUGGCAGACUUUGAAGAGCUUUGUGAAGAGGACGAAGAGAUUAACAACACUGUUGAAGGCGAUGAGUGGGGCCUGGAAGGUUUCGCUUUAGAAGGAAGCGGCCUUGAAGGGAGCGAACGUGCUUAUGAUUUAAACAGCAGUCCUCGAGUCAUUGCAAAGCUUUUAGAGAGUAAAAAUUUAAACGACAUUUUAAACAGUAUUAGUCAUGCCAUUCCAACGCAGAGGAUUCCUUCCGUUACAGGAGUUAUUGAAGAAGAUCCAGAGUACCAGUUAAUAGUAAAAGCAAGUGCUAUUACUGUGGAGAUCGCCAACGAAGUCAAUACACUUCAUAAAUAUAUCCGCGAUCUUUACACUGAAAGAUUUUCAGAACUUGAGAAAAUUGUUCUUGAACCAAUGGCGUAUAUACGUUCAGUUUAUAAUAUUGGAAACGAUCUGGACAUUAACAAAGCCGACUUGAAUGAGAUUCUUCCAGCACACAUAAUAAUGAUUGUCUCCGUGAGCGCUACUACAUCUCAAGGCCAGAAUUUAGAUGACUAUAAACUUGCCAAUAUCCGGGAGGCUUGCGAAAUGGCAUUUGCCUUGGAAGAUGCUGUUAAAAUGAUUACGGAAUUUGUUGAAUCGCGAAUGGCGUUUAUUGCACCAAAUUUGUCUGCGAUUUGCGGCCCUUCCACAGCCGCAAAACUUAUGGGCCAAGCAGGGGGGAUCGCCGCGCUGGCCAAGAUGCCUGCUUGCAAUCUUCUUGUGCUUGGAGCUCAAAAAAAAGCGCUGACGGGUUUUUCAAAUAUAACAAGCUUGCCUCAUUGUGGAUUCAUAUACUUUUCUGAAUUGGUGGACCCAUUACCCGCUGAAUACAAACGAAAAGCGAGUCGAUUGGUCGCCAACAAGUGCUCUUUGGCCUCUCGAUUGGACGCAGGCCACGAGUAUUGCGAUGGCUCUGCGGGUCGAGAAUUUCGCGCCAUUUUGGAAAAGAAAAUCGAGAAGAUGAUGGAGCCUCCCCCUGCACGCCUGGAAAAACCGUUGCCCGCGCCGGACGAGGUGGCCAAAAAGCGUCGUGGAGGACGGCGCGUUCGGAAAAUGAAAAAGCGAAUACUCGCGAACGAAGUCGACAAGGCAAUGAACCGUUUGAAGUUCGGAGAAAUUCAAGACGAUCUUCUCCAAACCAAAAUCGGCUACGACGUCGGUAUGCUCGGGCGCGGCGGAACUGGAAGGAUUCGUACAGCGCAAAUUGAUAAUAAAGUUCGAACAACCAUCACCAAGAGGAUGCAAAGGGAACUCGCCAGGCAGAAGGCGCUUGGCGGAUUCCAAACGUCGCACUCUGUGAAGUCGUCCAUCUCCACUUCGUUAGGAACUUCGUCAAGUGUUGUCUACAGCGCUGAUAUGGGCCUGGAAAUAUAUAAUCCCGCUGCCGCUGAAAAAGUGACGGAAGUUGAAGGAAAGUAUUUUUCCGCUACUUCUAAUUUUAAAAAAAUUUCGAAAGCUCCCGAAUAA